CUCCUCUCCACAGAGUAAACAUUGAUUGGAUGUGUGAUUACACUGGAGGUGUGGGAUUAUUGUUGUACAAGGCUAAUGUCCAGCCUUUGACAUCACAGCUGAUCGACCAACCACAAAGCUGCUCAGUACACGACCACAUGACAACCACCACCACCUGCUGCUGUAAACCCAGGGACGGGUCUCAAAUCUGGGAUAAGCCUCCUCCCCCCUCUGUCCCCUCGCUUCGCCUCAGUUCAUCUCUGUACUUUGUAAGAGUUACCAGUUCUGUUUCACGCUGUCACAUCGAAGCACGUCUUCUUCAUGAACCAUUUGUCCUGAAUAAGGAUAGAACACAGAGAAGCCGGGAGGAGGAGGGCUGAUUUGGGUAUUGAGACUCGACCUAAGAUACUGUUCAGUCUGAUAAGAUCAGUGAGACUCAGUCUGUUGUAAACACUGUGGUGUUUCCUCUUCACGGACACAGACAGACGCAGUUAAAGAUCCUUUUUUCAUGGUGUUCUCCAGGUAACCACCAUGCCGACUGUCAAGAGCAAGAAGAAGAAGCAGAAGAAGGAAGUGACGGAGGGCGAGGAGCAGGGAGAAGGAGGAGUUGAGAUGGAGAUGGAGGAAGGAAUCCAGAGGAGUCAUUCUGACAGCAGAGACCCUUUAACCCCAGAACCCCAGGACCCGGCACCACAGAAGAAGAAGAAGAAAAAGAAGACGCCGACUAUCGAUCAUGAAGCAGAACAUGGUGACGUUCCAAACGGUAACGCUGCAGAACCGACCCCAGAGGGAGAAGAAAUGACUGUCGCUGUAACAAAGAGGACAAAAAGGAAGAGGAAAGCAAAGGCAACAGAGAACUACAGCAAUGACCUUGGAGUCGAGGACGAUGAUAUCGCCAAUGACAACCAGUCGCCCAUUCCUCAGCAUUCUCUGUUCUCAGCCCCCCACGGACACAGCCAGGCAUCCGGAAAAGUCUUUGUAGAGAGAAACCGUCGUUUCCAUGGUGAGCGACUAGACCACCUUCGACACUCAGAGCUCAUGGACGACUACAUGGACCCCCGACAAAUAUGGACGACUAGAGAUGUGGCUAUGAAGGUCCACAGUGGCUUCAGGGUGAUCGGUCUGUUCUCUCAUGGUUUCCUGGCCGGAUACGCUGUCUGGAACAUCAUCGUGGUGUACGUUCUGGCGGGUGAACAGAUGACGACGCUGCCCAACCUCCUGCAGCAGUAUCACCUUCUGGCUUAUCCAGCUCAGUCUCUGCUGUACCUGCUGUUGGCCAUCAGCACCGUCUCCGCCUUUGACAGAGUCAACCUGGCCAAGGCGUCGAUGGCCCUGAGGGGGUUCCUCACUCUGGACCCUGCCGCUCUGGCCUCUUUCUUGUAUUUCAUCGCUCUGAUCCUGUCGCUCAGUCAACAAAUGACCAGCGACCGCAUCAACCUCUACCCCACAGCCAAUGAGACGCUAUGGCCUCCUGGUUCCGAGCAGCAGAUCCUGAGGCCGUGGAUUGUGGUUAACCUGGUGGUGGCGCUGUUAGUGGGUCUGGCCUGGGCUGUGGUCUCCACACGGCCUGACAUCGAUUAUACAGAAGAUUUUCUAAUGACGAUGGAAGUGGAAGGAUAUCCACGAGGAGAGGAGAACGUGGACAUCCCAGCAUGAAACCCUGAAGACCACCACUCAGUUUUUUUUUUUGUUUUUUUGUCAUUUAAUGUAUGUAAUUAUGAAUCAUUUAUUACUGUUUGUUAUGUGUGAUUUUGUAAAUGAAUAAAACAGUUCAUAUACAGUCA
Molecule: messenger RNA, 1763 nt
Organism: Sphaeramia orbicularis (orbiculate cardinalfish)
Lineage: Eukaryota; Metazoa; Chordata; Actinopteri; Kurtiformes; Apogonidae
Product: transmembrane protein 237A-like
Exons: 11
Coding region: 511-1635 (374 amino acids)
Biological process (GO): cilium assembly
Cellular component (GO): ciliary transition zone
Source: RefSeq, a predicted model, not a curated record